Messenger RNA from Loa loa (African eye worm), 2149 nucleotides. RefSeq names its product TKL/STKR/TYPE2 protein kinase. Gene Ontology annotation, molecular function: activin receptor activity; ATP binding; activin binding. Gene Ontology annotation, biological process: cellular response to growth factor stimulus; protein phosphorylation; activin receptor signaling pathway. The record is from RefSeq and is a predicted model, not a curated record. The transcript has 14 exons. Gene Ontology annotation, cellular component: plasma membrane; activin receptor complex. Bases 8 to 1993 code for a protein of 661 amino acids. Lineage: Eukaryota; Metazoa; Nematoda; Chromadorea; Rhabditida; Onchocercidae.
GUUUCAGAUGGCAGUAGAAAACAGAAGUGAUGGUCGGGUGAUGUUUGUUGCCAUAUUUAUUGCUUCCUCUUUAUUGAUUUCUACCCAAUGCUUUACUGCACUGAAGCAUAAUUCUCUUGGAGAUAUUCUCAAUGACGAUACAAUCAAUCUGAAAGAAUCAUCGGGUAGAGCAGAAAUGAAACUUCCAGCGAAACCGGUUUUUUUGAAGAAGCAUGGCGUCGAAGGUCUUAAUUAUAAUCUCGACAAUAAAUCACGUCCCUUCAUUUAUUGUGAUUUUUAUGAUGUUAGUUCAUGUGAUCCAAUGGAACGGAGUUGUCCGACCACGAAAAUGUGUUAUGCUUCAGUAAACGAUCAUCGCUUAGGUUGUAUGGCUGCUUUGGUAAAUAACUCAUUAACACGGCAGGUGACUUUAAAAGGGUGCUGGAUGCAUGAUGGUAAUUUGGGUAACUGCGACAACAGUCAAUGUAUUGCUGAUGAACGACCAACUGGACAUGGUAAUGCUGCUUUAUUUUGUUGUUGCAGCACUCACUAUUGUAAUCGACGUGUACAGUUUCCUCCACAACGUACAGCCACUCCACCACCGACUACGGUAGAACCAACGGAAGUGGAAGAUCCAGGAUUCUUUGGUGCUGGAAGCAAAAUGUUCGCUAUUAUCAUUCUUGGCUUCUUUUCUCUUUGUGCGUUGGCUUUGUUCUGCUACUACAGUUAUCGGGAAUACAGAAACAGUCGACAUUAUAAAGAGAAGGCUGCCGAUGCAUUUUCGAUGCCCGUCGUUGGUGAUGCGAAAUUACCUUUGAUUGGAGCCAAAAAUGACGAUAACUUGAAGAAUAUUAUCAAUCUUGAGUUGGUGGCUCGCGGUCGAUUUGGUCAAGUAUUUCGUGGUGUACUAGACAAUGAAACUGUCGCGGUAAAAGUUUUUCCACCUGUGGAUGUGAACAGUUGGAUCGUUGAACAGGAAAUUUACGCGAUAGCUUCUCUUCGAAGACACAAAAAUAUAUUGCGAUAUUUGGGCGCGGAAGUUCAUGGAAACGAUUUCUGGCUGAUUACAGAAUUCCACGAUAACGGCUCACUGUUUGAUUUCCUUCACUUUCGUGUCUUGACUUUACAAGAAUCGUUGAAAGUAAUAGCUUCAAUGUUGAAAGGAUUGUCUUUCCUUCACGAAGAAAAAAUGAUCGAUGGCGAACUAAAACCUUGUGUUGUGCACCGAGAUUUUAAAUCACGAAAUGUACUUUUGAAGUCCGAUUUAACUUCGGUAAUCGCUGAUUUUGGUCUAGCGUUGAAGUGCGAAAACGGUCAAAUGCCAUCUGAUGACAAUCAUGGACAGGUAGGAACGCGACGUUACAUGUCACCAGAAAUAUUGGAAGGUGCUACCGAAUUUACAGCCUUUGCUUUCCGUCAGAUUGAUGUGUAUGCUUCUGCUUUGGUCUUAUGGGAGAUUCUAUCGCGAACAUCAAUGGGUAAAGAUGAUGUUGUGGGGGAAUAUGAACGACCGUAUGAAGCAGAAGCUGGAGUGCAGCCAACAUUGCAUGAUAUGAGACGAGUUGUUGCUGUAGAAAAAAAACGACCAAGUAUUCGUGCUGCAGUCAUGGAACAUAACAUUGGUGGUGUUUUAUGGAAGACAGCUGAAGAUAUGUGGGAUAUGGAACCGGAUGGCCGUAUCACUUCUGGAUGUGCAUACGAACGUGCCAAUACAUUAUUCAUGUCCUAUGCUGCGGAUUUAAAAUUUGAGUGUACUACGCAACCGGAAAAUUCUAUAAAUGGUGCGCUACCUUCAUAUACACAAGAAUAUGGAGUGGUACCGGCAGCACUACUUAUCAAAGAUGGUUCUUUGGGUUCCAAUGGAUUCCAUGCUUCAAUGGAAGAAUAUGCACAAGCCUGUACAGCACCUCCAAAUGUUCGAUACUUUGCAACUCUCGAUACAGAGAAAGUAAUUCAGGAUAAUAUAAUUCCCUUAUCAAAUCAAGGUGCGCAUAGUACUUUCCCAUUAUCGUGAUGAUUCGUUUCUAUAUGGAUAUGUUGUACAGUUUUAUUCUGUUUAUCUUUAUUGCAGUGGUCAAGUCAGACGGCGUAGAGCAUUGCUCCAUUGGUGGUUUAAUUUAAUCUUUGUUUUUUUUAAAUCAUUUAAAAAGUGUCGCUGUCAGCUUGCAAA